AUUCAGCCUCAGUACCAGUCAAGAGUGCGCUUCGAUCAGCAGCAUACCACAGAACAGAGCAGGGACGGAGAAUAGAGAGAUAAGAGGCUGCCUUCUACAUGCCGCUGUCGCCCGUUUCCUAGUGGGCAUUCUCAAAUUGGACCGCGAAGAAAGAGGGACUUUUCACAACGCAUUCGAAAAAGGAAUUUGUAUCAUGUUUCUUACUGCGGGCGCUCUAUUGAUGCUACUGGCAGCUGUGCAGGUUGCUGUGCAUGGCGGAGGGGCCCUGGGGUCAUUGCCACGGAGGCAGAGGUCGUUCCCGUGCACACAAGGUUUCUCCCAGGAGGAGUACAGUAUUGCCGUGGAUGAGGAGCUGAGAGAGGGACAAGCACUCCUCACCGUGAGGUUUGCAGAUUGCGGCCUGGGCGACAGGGUUCUGUUGGAGGUGGGCGACGCGGAGCACUUCAGGCUGGGUGAAGAUGGCAUGGUGUACACCCGGCACUCCCUCCGUCUUACGGACAGGAAGAGAGCCUUCCUGGUGGUGCGAGCGAGGGAUCAGAAAACCAAGGAGGAGUGGAACACACGCGUUCACCUCCACCUCCGGACAGAUGGACAGGGGGAGACGACAGAACACAACAAACAGGUGAACUCCAGUGAUGCAGCUGUGAUCAUGUUUCCAUGGCGUAGCGUGGUCGUCAGGGGUGAUGGAUCUCUGAGGCGGGUGAAGAGGGACUGGGUCAUCCCCCCCAUCAACGUCCCUGAGAACUCACGAGGACAGUUCCCAGAGGAACUAGUCAGGAUCCGGUCGGACCGUGAUAAGAACCGUCUCCUCCGGUACAGUGUGACUGGACCCGGUGCUGAUCAGCCUCCAACCGGGAUCUUCAUCAUCAACCCCAUCUCUGGUCAGCUCUCUGUGACCAAACCCCUCGACCGCGAACACAUCUCCAACUUCCAUCUGCGAGCCCAUGCUGUGGACCUGAAUGGGAACCAGAUAGAGAACCCCAUAGACAUUGUCAUCAAUGUCAUAGACAUGAACGACAACAGACCAGAGUUCACACACACCAUCUACAAUGGAUCAGUACCAGAGGGCUCCAAACCAGGGUCCUUUGUGAUGACAGUGACAUCAGUGGACAAGGACGACCCUAAGACAGCCAAUGGGAUGCUCCGAUACAAGAUUAUAUCUCAGAACCCUGAGAGUCCUUCUUCCAACAUGUUCACCAUCAACAACAAGACAGGAGGCAUCAUCACUGUAGCAGCAGGCCUCGACAGAGAGAAAGUUCCUCAGUACACACUGAUAAUCCAGGCUACUGACAUGGAGGGCAACCCCACCUACGGUCUGUCUAACACAGCCACAGCUAUCAUCAGGAUCACUGACGUCAAUGAUAACCCCCCAGAGUUCACCGCUGACACAUUUUAUGGAGAUGUGCAUGAGAACCGUGUGAAUGUGAUCGUAGCUAACCUGACAGUGACAGACAAGGACCAGCCCCAUACUGCAGCCUGGAGGACUGUGUACAGGAUCACCGCUGGAGACCCCACUGGACGCUUCUCCAUCCCCACUGACCCCACCACCAACGAGGGACUGGUCACUGUGGUCAAGCCCAUAGACUAUGAAGUCAGUCGUUCCUUUGUGUUGACGGUGCUGGCUGAGAAUGAGGUUGCCCUGGCCCGUGGUAUCCACCUGCCCCGUCAGUCCACCGCUACCGUGUCUGUACGCAUUGCAGAUGUCAACGAGAGCCCAGAGUUCUCCCCCAACCCUAAAGCCAUCAAACUGGAGGAGGGGCUGCCAGCCGGCUCGCUACUCACCACCUUCACAGCACAGGACCCUGACAGAUACAUGCUUCAGAACAUACGGUAUUCAAAGCUGUUUGACCCUGCUAAUUGGUUGGAGAUAGACCCUGUAAAUGGGCGGAUCUCCACCAUCGCUGUGCUGGACAGAGAGUCUCCCUAUGUGAAGAAUAACCUCUACAACAUCACCUUCAUGGCCUCUGACAAUGGCAUCCCCCCUGCCAGUGGUACGGGUACGUUACAGAUGUACCUUUUAGACAUAAACGACAAUGCUCCUCAUGUCUUCCCUCCGGAAGUGGAGAUGUGUGAGAAGCCUGAGCCCAACGCCAUCAACAUCACCGCCAGCGACCCAGAUCUGACCCCUAAUGCCGGCCCCUUUGCCUUCGAACUGGCCAACCGGCCGGCAGACGCACGACGAAACUGGACCCUCACACGCCUCAAUGGUGAAUAUGCUCAGAUCAGGCUGCGGAUAGGUUUUCUGGAGAGUGGUAUCUACGAGGUUCCAAUCAUCAUCACAGACUCAGGCAACCUGCCCAUGUCCAAUACAUCCUACCUGAGGGUCAAGGUGUGUCAGUGUGAUCACCAUGGAGAUUGUGUGGACAUGGAACGCAUCAUCGCAGCAGGCCUGGGCACUGGAGCCAUCAUCGCCAUCCUCAUCUGUAUCAUCAUAAUGCUAGUGAUGGUGUUGUUCUUUGUGAUGUGGAUGAAGAGGAGGGAUAAGGAACGUCAGGCUAAGCAGCUGUUGAUCGACCCGGAGGACGAUGUCAGAGACAACAUACUGAAGUACGACGAAGAGGGAGGAGGAGAGGAGGACCAGGACUAUGACCUGAGCCAGCUGCAGCAGCCCGAUGCGUUGGAGCCAGAGAUGGUAAAGGUGGGAAUCAGGCGUAUGGACGAGAGACCCCUCCACCAGGACCACCUGUACCCCCUCCGCUCUGCUGCACCACACCCAGGAGAUAUAGGAGACUUCAUCCAUGAGGGUCUGAAGGCAGCUGAUAACGACCCGACGGCGCCCCCCUAUGACAGCCUGCUGGUUUUUGACUAUGAGGGCAGCGGCUCCACCGCCGGCUCCCUCAGCUCCCUUCACUCGUCUUCCUCCGGCGGAGACCAGGACUACGACUACCUCAGUGACUGGGGCCCGCGCUUCCGCAAGCUGGCAGACCUCUACGGAGGAGGGGACGACUAAGACUAGCCCGCCGCUGGGGCCGGAGAGGGGUCUGGGAAGGGGCGAUUGGUGGUUGGGAUGGGGGUGAACGGGGAGGGGGGCUUUUUUAAGUCAUUGCCAUGGAAGGAGUGCUGGUUGUGAAGAGACUUUUAUUUUGGUGGACUGGAACACAGGAUCAGAAACUAAAUGGAGUACAUUGGUGUGGCAACUGCUAGCCUAGCCUGCUAGCAUGGAGGAUAAUUGAGGAUAGCGUGGGGUGUUAGACCACAUGCUAAGGGUCGCUAACAGUUCGAGUUUGUUUGUGUGGUGACUGCUAACUUAGCCUGUUAGUAUACAGGCUAAAUGAGGCUAACAGAGUGUUCGCCCACAUGCUUAGGGACACAACGCUCAGAGGACAACAUUGGAAGGAAACUGACCGUUGGUACUUUGACUGGUGGUUAACAGUGAAUGAGAGAGCCUGGGCUCUCACUCAGCGGUUAGCGAUACUAAAGACGCUCAGUUACACUUGAAUCUCACAGUACAGAAGCACUGGGGUAAAACGUGCCUUUUUGUACAUUCGUUUGAUUCUGUUUAAGUUUUCUGUUCAUCAUGACUUUCAAGGUCCUGACUCUCUGAUUUCAGGCUGUAAGAGAGAGGAUGUUUAAAAUGAGGAACGCACGCUUCACCAUGUGUGUGUGUAGUGUGUGAAAGUUUGUGUGUUUGGGUUACACCUCACUGAGUGUGUAUGCUAUCAUCAUUGCCAUGGAAACACACAGGAUGAACACUCCCCAUUGUUGGAUCGAGAGCAUUGAGUGAAGAGAUGUACAGUAAAUGAUAAAAGACUAGAUAGUUUCCGUCUUUUUCUUUGUUUUGCUUUAAGCUUUUUUUCACAUUCUAACUUAUGCAGCAGGUUGCAAACUAAAACGAGUCACCAGUCCUAUAUAUUGUAGCAAAGAUAUUGUUUUGAUACUCUUGAGGUUUGGUCGGUGGAGUCGAUCAAAAGUAGGGAUAAAUUCCAUUUCAUUUUCAGUCAAUUCAGGAGGUAAAUUGAAAUUACAAAUCCAAUUUUCCACAAUAUUUCUCUUUGAGAAUAAUGUGGAAUUGAAAUUUCAGUUUACAUCCUGAAUUGACUAAUUUAAAAAGGAAUUGAUCUCAACUCUGACUAAACCAAGAUGAUGAUAAUGAUGAAUAUGUUGAUUCUGUCCAUUCAUCUGCCUUAUUGUUCUUCUGGUUCUCAUCUCUGAUUGGCUACUCACUGUAAACACAAAUAUGUACAGAUUGUAUCUUAUUUUCUGUAGUUAUUUUUUGAGCGUGGUCUCUGAAACACAUGCUACUAUCCAGAACCCUGUAUAUGUAUAAUUUGGAUUACAGAUUAAACGUUUUUUGCAUG
Messenger RNA from Oncorhynchus tshawytscha (Chinook salmon), 4298 nucleotides. RefSeq names its product cadherin 2, type 1, N-cadherin (neuronal) (gene cdh2). The coding region runs from base 194 to 2950 and encodes 918 amino acids. Gene Ontology annotation, biological process: calcium-dependent cell-cell adhesion; cell morphogenesis; cell-cell junction assembly. NCBI's taxonomy places the organism in Eukaryota, Metazoa, Chordata, Actinopteri, Salmoniformes, Salmonidae. Gene Ontology annotation, molecular function: cadherin binding; calcium ion binding. The transcript has 16 exons. Gene Ontology annotation, cellular component: plasma membrane; neuron projection; adherens junction. The record is from RefSeq and is a predicted model, not a curated record.